AAUGUAAAUAUCAAGAAAACAUAUAUACUAUAAAUAUAUCUCUCUCUCUUUAUUUUUUCUUUCUUUCAUGGCUUCUUCUUCAUCAAAUCCUAGAAUAAUUGUUGAAAAAAAUCCAUCUCAAUCUCAACUCAAUGAAUUGGGCAUCAAAUCUUGGCCUAAAUGGGGUUGUUCUCCUGGAAAAUACCAAUUAAAAUUUGAUGCACAAGAGACAUGUUAUUUGAUAAGAGGUAAAGUGAAAGUUACAACAAAGAAUUCAAAUGAAACAAUUGAAUUUGGAGCUGGUGAUCUUGUGAUUAUUCCAAAAGGAUUAAGUUGCACUUGGGAUGUUUCAAUUGCUGUUGAUAAACAUUAUAAGUUUGAUUAAUUCUUCUUAAUCCUAAUUAAAACUUAGUUAAUUAUAUAGAGAUAAACAUCCAGUAUCCCCCGAACUACGACCAAAUUUGCUACGACACACUCCAACUUCACAGGGGUCCUAUUACCUCCGAACUCAAUUUUAGUGUAUUUUUGUCAACCUUUUUAGCCGACAUACACGUUGUAGGGGGUAACAAAACCCCCCUGAACACACACGUCAGCUAAAAAGAAUGACAAAAAGACGCUAAAAAUUAGUUCUGGGGUAAUAGGACCCCCGUAAAACUGGAGUGUGUCGCAACAAAUUUGAUCAUAGUUCAGGAGGGUACUAGAUGCUUUACUCUUAAUUAUAUAUCAUUAGUUGGUAUUCUUGUUUACUUAGUCAAAUGAUGAUGUUUAUGAUAAACAUCUCAUGAUUGUAAUCAAUUUUCUUGAUAUAUAGAGAUAUAUUUAUUUAUA
Molecule: messenger RNA, 807 nt
Organism: Capsicum annuum
Lineage: Eukaryota; Viridiplantae; Streptophyta; Magnoliopsida; Solanales; Solanaceae
Exons: 2
Coding region: 68-364 (98 amino acids)
Source: RefSeq, a predicted model, not a curated record